Molecule: messenger RNA, 450 nt
Organism: Cornus florida
Lineage: Eukaryota; Viridiplantae; Streptophyta; Magnoliopsida; Cornales; Cornaceae
Product: LOB domain-containing protein 12-like
Exons: 2
Coding region: 1-450 (149 amino acids)
Source: RefSeq, a predicted model, not a curated record
AUGACCGGCCGAGCAAGUUCACCCUGUGCUUCCUGCAAGCUUUUGAGGCGGCGCUGCGCGGAGGACUGCAUCUUUGCACCUUACUUCCCUCCCGAAGACCCUCUUAGUUUUGCCAUUGUUCACAAGGUCUUUGGUGCCAGCAAUGUUAGCAAGAUGUUGCAGGAGCUUCCAGUUCAUCAGAGAGCAGAUGCAGUGAGCAGUUUAGCAUAUGAAGCAAAUGCAAGAGUUCGAGACCCGGUGUAUGGAUGCGUUGGGGCGAUUUCCUGCUUACAGAAUCAAGUGUCCGAGCUCCAAAUGCAGCUUGCACAGGCUCAAGCAGAGAUGCUUUGCAUUCAGAUGCACCAAGACCCUACAUUGCCCAUACGGACUGAUCCUCCUAAUAACUUUCCACACUAUCACACAUUUGAUUCUUCUACCAAUGUAAUGCAAUACCACAACAAUACCUUCUAA